AAAAUCAUUUGUCAACAUGGCGGCUGCGGUGAGUGAAUUUGAGCCGUGGUUGAUUGAUAAAUUAAAAUCAUUAAAAACUGACGAAGGCGUAUUUGGAUCAUAUAUAUCCGGUAUUCUAGAAAGCGAAGAAUCUAUUGAUGAGAAGAAAGAUGCUUUAGAAGGCAUACUAUCUGAGAUUGUGGAGAGAGAUAUAUCAGCUCACGUUGAUGAAAUAAUAGAUAAGUGGGAGCUCUGUAAACCUAAAGAGGAAAUUCGAAAAUCUAUACAAGAUGUAGAUAUUCAAUUGAAUAAGUUGUUAGAAUCUCAAUCAUUAGCGACUACUAGUCGACGGGAGUAUACUGACGAAGAAAAAAAAAUAAGAGAAGUAAUAUUAUCUCAGUAUAGUGAGCUCUCUGAUAACGAGGAAAAUCAAGAUAAAGAAGAGGUAUCAGAAUGUCAAGAUUUAAUAAAAAAUACAAAUGCACUAGACGUAGCUGCAGCAGCCCGUGAGCGUAGAGAACAGGGCCGACUGGAGGCCCAACGCAAGAAAGAGAAAGAUAAGGAAGACAGAGAAAAGCAAAAAGCAUUAAAAGAAGAGAAAAAAGAGAAGCGUAAAACACAAAAGGGAGAAAGAAAGAGGUAGCACUCUUAAAUCUGGAAGCCAAAUAAGCUAGCUUUGAGCUUGCAUUUAUUAUAAUCUAAAUUGUCCAUAAAAGUAGUCCUAACUACAUUAUAUUGGUCUUGAAUUUUGGAGAUAUUUUAUUUAAAUUUUAAAUUUAUUUUCAGUAUAAAGUAGCACAAUAUUCUUAUACUGUAGCAUGUACUUGUAUAUGUAAAAUAAUUUAAUGACAAAUAAAAACCAUCUCCAAGAUUUUAUUGUAAUAAAAUAAUUUUAAAUGUAUUUAACAUAUUAAGUGAUAGUUAUUUGUAUCUGUAAACAUUGUAUUGCUUUAAACAAAUGUUAUGGAAAAAUUUUGUUGUAAACAAUGCAGAUGAUGUUGUGUUAGUGUCAGUUUAUUGCAUUUUAAUUCAAAUAAAACCCCUGUAUUAUUAUAAUAUAAUAAAAAUGUAUUGAAACAG
This is a messenger RNA of Bicyclus anynana (squinting bush brown), 1059 nucleotides long. Its product is annotated as coiled-coil domain-containing protein 43. The record is from RefSeq and is a predicted model, not a curated record. Bases 17 to 622 code for a protein of 201 amino acids. The transcript is spliced from 4 exons. NCBI's taxonomy places the organism in Eukaryota, Metazoa, Arthropoda, Insecta, Lepidoptera, Nymphalidae.